AUGCGUGCGGGGCGUACCGACGAGCUUGACGUGCGCCAGGUCGCGCACGUCCUGGCCGAAGAUCCUGGCGACCGCGCGCCACAGCACGGCACUGCGCUCGGCCUUCUUCGCGUCGUACGCCGCGGUGCCGGGCCGCAGCCCGGCCCACGCCGCGUACGGCUCCGUCGCGGGCGUGUACGCGUGCACGACGGCGAAGCCGUCCGGCGCGCGCCCCGGCUCCAGCACCGUCGGCACGGACACCAGCACGACGUUGUCUGGCGACGCGAUCCCGCGCGACCAGUCCUCGACCGACACGUAGUUGGCCUCGAGCGCGUCGGGGAUCUUGGCGCGCACCGCCGGAGUCAGCUCGAUGGCCAGGGGCAGGUGCAUGAACGACGGGCACAUGGGCGUGUCGGCCGACUUGGCCGCCGUGGGCUCGCGCGCCUCGUCCGAGAAAAACGAGGGGAAGUCCAACGAGGACACGUUGCUAAUCACGCCCUCCUUCGCCAUGGCCUUCUCCCCGGACUUCAACCUGACACCAACUGCCUUCCGCGCGUCCCCCGCGCCCUCGACCAAGAUUUUGACGACAGGUGCGCGCAAGGAGGUCGCUGGAGGCAGGAAUGGUUCUCUUCACGCUCUCUCAGAACUCUACAUCGCAAAAUUGAUCGAAGAACGGAAGGGAGGGUGGGGGGAGUGGUUGGUAAAUGGAUCUUCAAAUUUUUAGUGGGGGCAAGCUUGCCGCAAGAAUCGGCAAUCGAAAGAUCAUCUCGCCGCGAGCAAUGCACUCGGUGCAAGGAAUAGGAUUGCAAGCACGGUGGGCACGCAGAAAUGCAAGAGGCGACACACCAUUAUCCGAUACGAUCUUGUAAAUGACGAAGCCCGUUCCGGUUGUGA
Molecule: messenger RNA, 873 nt
Organism: Chondrus crispus (carragheen)
Lineage: Eukaryota; Rhodophyta; Florideophyceae; Gigartinales; Gigartinaceae
Exons: 2
Coding region: 1-780 (259 amino acids)
Source: RefSeq, a predicted model, not a curated record